GAAAAACUUCUUUAGUCACGUAAUAGACACGCAUGAGUCGAGCAGCAGGAUCAGCUGUCAGGGAGCCGUUCAGUCAACAAAAUCGUAACAAGGUGGAAUACAUACAUUUAACUCCAUAUUUUACUUCAUUAAUCACAUCUCCUGGCAUGGAACAAGCAAAGCAGGAGGCCUUCGAUCAAGCCAGACUGCAGGUGAUCAAGGAUGGGUAUGAGAAGGCGUUUGAGUGCAUCAAUAAAGCUCUCACCGAGGACGAGGCAGGGCACAGGGCAGAGGCACUCACUAUGUAUCGGCAAGGACGACAGCAUCUCCUCCGGGCCAUUAGUGUGCCCUCGCAAGGAGAGGAGUGUGUCGGGCCUUCCUGGGAAGCGGCUAGGCAGAAGCAGCGCAAGAUGCAGGAGACCUUGAUCAACAUCACCACCCGUCUAGCCAUGCUGGAGACCACCUCGGACAUCUCUGAGAGCAGCAGAGCGGCCCCUCAGAAGCUUUACCCUGAUGUCCCAAAAGCCAAACCAGAGAGUCCAAUUCCGCCACAGGUGCUUGUCUCUAACGGCAGGGUUUCAGGGGCUGCAGGUGGGCCUCCGGCUGGGAUGCAGGGGCCUCCCCAAAUAUCCCCCACAACUCAACACAAUAUUUUAAGCGAUCAGCCCCCUAUGUACACGCCACAAGCUGCUGAUGGGCACCUGAGCAUUUCUUAUGGCACUGACUCAGGCGAGCUCUCCCUUGUUGGUGAUGAGUUUUACAGCAAUACAUCUAAUUCUACACCUUCUCCUCAGAGCCUGGGGGAGGAUGGAGAGGAGCUAUUUUUCCUCCCUCAAGGUGUGCAGAUCUUCUUUGUAACCCCAGAGGGCCAAGUAAGUGCUCCUUCUUAUCCAGGGUACCUACGCAUCGUAAAGUUCACCAAUGAACGCUCAGAAAGGAUUCCAAACAGACCACCUGCCUUCCUUCAGGUUUGUGACUGGGUUUACCCCUUGAUGGCCACUGACUCCCCGGUCCUGCUUUGCAACACGGGGGUCUACAUGUUCCCAGACAUGAUGGCUCCCACCCCGGGCUCGUACGUUGGGGUGGUCCUUUCUUCUGAGCUUCCUCAAAGUGAACGAGAGACCUUCCAGGACCUCCUCUCUCAGAUGACUGACUUGCGUGUUCAGAUUUCAGGUGUUUUUGAGAGGUUAAGAGAUUUAUUUAACAAGGUAUCAGAUGGUGAAACAGAUACCAUUAACCUGGGACAGAAGGUGCUGAUGGGGCCUCCUGCAGCUGAAGCAGCGCCCUCUGCUGCAGAGGAGGAAAAGGUACUUCCUGAAUGGAGCGAGAAGGUGGCCCAGGGGAUCCUGACAGGGGCUUCAUGGUUGAGCUGGGGGUUGGUGAAGGGGGCGGAGUAUACAGGGAAAGCCAUCCAUAAAGGUGCAUCCAAAUUACGAGAGCACAUCACCCCAGAGGACAAACCAGCCAAUGUCAGCCCAACUGUAGCCAAAAGCCUCCAUGUAGCCAAACAGGCCACAGGUGGAGCUGUGAAAGUCAGCCAGUUCCUUGUGGAUGGAUUGUGCACUGUCGCUGGCCAUGUCGGCCGAGAGUUGGCGCCCCAUGUAAAGAAACAUGGAGGAAAACUCAUUCCAGAAUCUAUGAAGAAAGACAAGGACGGACGCUCCAAUAUUGAUGGUGCCAUGGUGGUUGCAGCCAGUGGAGUUCAAGGAUUUGCAACGAUGUGGAUGGGAUUAGAAGUUGCAGCAAAGAACAUCACAAAGAGUGUUGCGACAGAGACUGUUACCACUGUGAAACAUAAGUAUGGGGCUGAAGCGGGCCAGGCCACGGACCACGCUGUCAACUCGGCCAUCAAUGUGGGUGUCACUGCCUUCAAUAUCGAUAACCUUGGAAUCAAGGCAAUGGUGAAGAAGACGGGCAAAGAGACCGCCCAUGCCAUUCUGGCAGACUAUAAAGUACAUGAACCAAACAGUCAAGUUGAAAAACAUAAAGACCAAAAAUAGAGUUCAGAUUUUUCUGACCUCUUUCGUUUCAGGUGUCCAUUUUUAAGAGCAAACCACAGGUCAUGCUUUCAAAAGACAUUGAUUUUUGCAGUUGUUCUUUUGAUGUUGGUGACACCAAAAUCCAAAGACUUUAAUGAGACUACUUCAGUAACUACAGUUAACUGUGCGUUAUGUUUAUGCUACUGCUGUCUCUGCACUGCAUACUAUUGACUAUAUCAUAGGGUAAAUGAUAAAUGUACUUUUAAAACAAGUUGACUGACAGCCUUACCUGGCAGACGGUAUUUAUGAUCUUGCCUUACACUUCAUCAGCAAAGUGAACUGAAUAUAUCACCUUGGAUUAAGCCAAUGAUUUAUUGGGAUCUACAAUUUAGUUGGGUCAUAUUAAAACCUCAACAAGUUUGCAUGGUUUGUUUCUUAUAAAUGAAAACCUAAAACACAGUGCAAGCCAAAGUCAUACUUGUCCUGUUUUCCCAUAGAGCCUUAACAAAUAUAAUAUUCUUGUAUUGAAUAUUAAUAUAAAUACAAAUAUAUUUAAGAUGUUUAUAAUAUCUUUAUUAGAAUGCUUUAUGGUAUAUGUUUUGUAUCUGCAGACCAGUUUGCUCUCGGUACUUAAUGGAAGUAAUUUUGUUUACAUUUUUUUUUUUAAAAGCACUUUAAUCCCUGAUAGGACCAGACAUGAACAUUUUAGUAGGCUGAUGGGUGCAAGAUUUACCUGUGCAUUAAAAGUGCAAAGAAAAAUAUCAUUGCAUUUAGAGUUUAAGAUGUUUAACAUUUUGAGGUCAGAUAUUGUGAAGUAUAUUAACUGGAAGCCGGGGGGGGGGGGGAUAUUAAAAAUAGUAUUUUCAAGUUAAAAUAUAUAUUUUUAAUGAAAGAGGCAUACAGUAUAUUUCAUACUAGCUACAUGAAUCUGUAACACACCAGAUAUACAGAAUGAUGUUCUCCCAGUGUAGAGAUUAAUCUUUUAGAGAUCAUGAAAAAUAUUGACUGUCUGCACUUUUUCUUUCCCUUAAAAAAAUAAAUAAACUUGACUACUGACUACAUUUCCAUGUAAUUAUAGACAUACAGACAAUUCAAAUAACUUUGAAUGGUGUCAUAACAUUUUACAUUUCACUGUAAGCAUUAAGAGGCCCUAAAUGUGUUUUCAUGGUUUCAUGAAUGUUUUCAUGGAUAUUUGUAGGUCUUAUUGCAAUAUGUCUCAAUUAUAUGUGCUGACACUGUAAAUGAUAUUAAAGUAUAGAAAGUUUAUCCAGAAGUCAGUUGGUUUGCUUAAUGAUAAAGAUUCUAGCCUAUGGUUAUCUAACACAAUAAAUUAGACAUUUAAAACAUAUAAUCUGUUGUGUGCAAUAAUUUAAACAUUUAGAUAUAUUAAAGUUUUAUAUAUAUAUUAAUGGUGCAAUAAAAUAAUUGUUAAUGCAUUCAUUAGACCUAGCCAAGAGGUUAUGAAGAUUUGAGGUCAAACUAGCAGGUUCCUUGUGGCCUGAAACGGCAACAUUAAAAUUUAUUUUAUGUUAAGUUCACACAUUAGGUCAAUAUUUCAUACAUUUGUUUUCUGUGUAUGUGGUCAAUAUUUAAUCAAAUCUGGCCUGUGUGCAAAUUAAAACUGAAUGCAUAAGUCUUGUAGCUGGUUAAAGGUAUAGUUCACCCAAAAAUGAAAAUUCAUAAUUUUCUCACCCUCAAGUCUUACCUGUCUUCUGUUGAACACAAACACAUUUUUUACAAAAUUUACAUUUAUGCAUUUGGCAGACGCUUUUAUCCAAACCCAAAAAUAUAUCAGCUGUGUAGGUCCAUACAAUGCAAGUGAAUGGUGACCAGAACUUUGAAGGUCCAAAAAGCACAUAAAGGCAGCAUAAAAGUAAUCCACACGACUCCAGUGGUUAAAUCCAUAUCUUCAGAAGCGAUAUGAUAGGCGUGGGUGAAAAACAGAUAUUUAAUAUUCAAUUUUAAUAUCAUUUCUGUGCCACCAAAUGGAAUUGCAAAAAUAAAUUUUUCUAAAUAUGCCCCCAUCUGCCUUUGGUCAAACAAGGAGAUAGUCUCAUCACCAACUCACGCCAUUGGUUGAGUAACGUUGUUGGGGCAGGUCAAAGUAGGUCGCUCAAAACAAACAGAAAUUUUCAUAGAGCAACAAACACAGUGUUUGCAGUUUUCAAGAAAAUUAACCUAUGAAAGGCUAACUAAUAGUUGUCUCAGCAUAUUAAGCUGGGCUAGGAGAAAGUAUUUUAACAGAAAAAGUUACAUACUUCAGCUUUAAGUCCUUUUUUACUAUAAAUUCUCCUCCCUGCUCAGUAGUUGGCGAUAUGCACAAAGAAU
Messenger RNA from Myxocyprinus asiaticus (Chinese sucker), 4286 nucleotides. Its product is annotated as spartin-like. The record is from RefSeq and is a predicted model, not a curated record. Gene Ontology annotation, cellular component: plasma membrane. The transcript is spliced from 9 exons. Gene Ontology annotation, biological process: negative regulation of BMP signaling pathway; cell division. NCBI's taxonomy places the organism in Eukaryota, Metazoa, Chordata, Actinopteri, Cypriniformes, Catostomidae. Bases 33 to 1979 code for a protein of 648 amino acids.